Electrophorus electricus (electric eel) is the source of this 5596-nucleotide messenger RNA. RefSeq names its product zinc finger and BTB domain containing 16b (gene zbtb16b). Gene Ontology annotation, biological process: regulation of transcription by RNA polymerase II. Gene Ontology annotation, molecular function: protein binding; RNA polymerase II cis-regulatory region sequence-specific DNA binding; DNA-binding transcription factor activity, RNA polymerase II-specific. Gene Ontology annotation, cellular component: nucleus. The record is from RefSeq and is a predicted model, not a curated record. NCBI's taxonomy places the organism in Eukaryota, Metazoa, Chordata, Actinopteri, Gymnotiformes, Gymnotidae.
CAACUUGUCAGCCAGGUUCAUUUGCCUGCCUCCUGACUGAUCGCAAAAGCAGGUGUGCGUGUUGAUGCCGCGCUGCGUGCAGACUUAAUCUCUCCUGUUUUCUCCGACACUGAGGCAGACGGCUGUGAACGGGACUUGUAUUCCUUCCAUGACAUGACACGCGGAGGGUGCCUUCAGCAGAACUGUGGCUGAAAAUAAGAUGUAACCGCAAGCAAAGGCUGAUAUUUUGCAGUUUUGAUCACAUUGGACAAAGAGUGUUUACAGAGACGCUUGAGAAGCAAGAGGGAAAACUCGUGAGAUGGUUCGGUUAAUGCUGGUGUAAUGGAUUUGACUAAAAUGGGUGUGAUCCAUCUUCAAAAUCCCGGCCACCCCACAAGCCUCCUACAGAAGGCCAACCAGAUGCGCCUGUCCGGGACACUGUGUGACGUGGUGAUCGUGGUGGACAGCCAGGAGUUCCAUGCCCACAGGACUGUGCUGGCAUGCGUCAGCAAGAUGUUUGAGAUCCUUUUCCAUCGGAACAGCCAACACUACACUCUGGAUUUCCUCUCACCAAAGACGUUCCAGCAGAUAUUAGAGUAUGCCUACACUGCCACACUCCAGGCACGACUGGAAGACUUGGAUGACCUGCUGUAUGCUGCAGAGAUUUUGGAGAUAGAGUACUUGGAGGAGCAGUGUCUGAAGAUCUUGGAGACCAUUCAGUCAUCUGAGGAGAACGACGCAGACGUGAACAUGAGCGAGAAUGGCACAGAAGAUGACGACGAGCGUCGGAUGAAGUACCUGAAGAGCUCAAUCAUCUCCAAGAAGCAUUCGAUACAGGAAGGAGGCUACAGCUCUGCCGGCCGGCAUCGGCUGGCCCUGGUCAACAUGGUGGACAGGAAGCCUUCCGUGUCCACGCCAUUUGGCCUUCCUGUCACCCGGCCCGCGCAGGACACUGUGGAGAGUCUGGGGAAUAUUGGUCAUUCUCUCCUGGACAGCUCCGUGAAGCAGAGUCUUCCUGCGCCUCCAGGCAGUUCCUCUCCGCUGUUGGACAAGAUCAAGAUGGAGACGAUGCAGGUGGACGAGGACUGCAGCCAUGAAGUUCGCGCCUCCCGAAACGGGGAAGGGGCGGGUGAGUCCAAGCAGCUCCGGCCCACCCCAGGAACACCCACCAGGGGCAGCGUCAUCACCAGCGCCCGGGAGCUGCACUCCGCCGACAGCACCCCCGACCUGCACGGGGAUGGCGGGCCGGCGGGGCCGGCGGGUGCCCCCGGCCUGGUGGAGCACCACCUGGCCUCGCUCUACCCCAUGCCAGCGAACCACAAGAGCGAGGGAGCGCCACCGGCAGGCACGGUGGUACCGGCCUCGCUGCCUGUGCCGCCCGCCCUGGCCGCGUCGGCCGACCUCAGCGCCUACGGGGGGCUCUUCCACCAUGGCUUCAUCCAGAGGGAGUUCUUCGGCAGGCUGACGGACUGCGGCGCCGGAGGGAAGCGGCAGCUCUGCGCCUCCAGGGAGCGGUGUGGAGUGUGCGACCUGGAGCUUCCCGACGGUGAGGCGGCCGAGGAACACAGGAGGCUUCACAGCAACAUGAAGACGUUCGGCUGUGAGUUCUGUGGAAAGCAGUUCCUGGACAGUUUACGGCUGCGGAUGCACCUGCUGUCUCACACAGCUGGACCGAAAGCACUGGUGUGCGACCAGUGUGGAGCGCAGUUCUCCAAGGAGGACGCUCUGGACACCCACCGGCACACGCACACAGGCUCAGACAUGGCAGUCUUCUGUCUACUGUGCGGGAAGCGCUUCCAGACCCAGAAGGCACUGCAGCAGCACAUGGAGGUCCACGCGGGUGUGCGCAGCUACAUCUGCAGCGAGUGCGACCGCACCUUCCCCAGUCAUACGGCUCUGAAGCGCCACCUCCGCUCGCACACAGGCGAUCACCCGUUCGAGUGCGAGUUCUGCGGGAGCUGCUUCAGGGAUGAGAGCACGCUGAAGAGCCACAAACGCAUUCACACGGGGGAGAAGCCAUACGAGUGCAACGGCUGCGGCAAGAAGUUCAGCCUCAAGCACCAGCUGGAGACCCACUACCGUGUACACACAGGUGAGAAGCCGUUCGAGUGUAAGCUGUGCCACCAGCGCUCGCGGGACUACUCGGCCAUGAUCAAGCACCUGCGCACGCACAACGGCGCCUCGCCCUACCAGUGCACUAUUUGCCAGGAGUACUGCCCCAGCCUGUCGGCCAUGCAGAAGCACAUGAAAGCCCACCGGCCCGAGGACGUCCCCCCGGACUGGAGGAUAGAGAAGACCUACCUGUACCUGUGCUAUGUAUGAGGACAGCUGAAGGCCUCUACGGGGGGACGGCCCCGCUGAGAACCUGGGCCAAAGAAAGACAGGGAAUGUGGCGGAAGAUGUGUUGCGUAUGUGUGAUUUGAUAUGCACAUGUUAAAAUUCAUCUCCAGGGAUGUUCCUCUCUCUUGCAUUGGCAAAUGGAAUUGUGGGGCUUAAAUUGCAUUAAGUGGACUUUUAUUGGAAGUACAAGAUUUGGGAUGAUAAAGGGAUGAUGGUUUAUAGCACAUCUGCUUCCUACUAACAAGACAAAAAGACCUCAACUCUCUUCAUUCCACCUGUUCUACUGAAAAACACGUCUAGUAUCUUUGCACUUCAUCUGGUUCUUAUUAGUAAUAUCAAAUAACUUUUCUUUUUUUAAUUCGCAAGACUUGUUAGCAAACUGUUGAAUAAUUAUACCAUCCAACUACACAAGUCAGUAAUAAUUGUUUAUUCAAGCCAAACUCGCAGUAGAAGCAGAUAAACGAGUGAAAGGGCACCAAAAUUAGGAUGUUUUUGUUUUGUUUUUUUUAACGAUUACAAUUUUUAUCAAAUUGAAAAAAGGCAAAAGUUCAGACUUAUUACAAAACUCACUUGAGUGUGGAAAGCACUUAGACGAGGUCAUUUCAUCCCAGGUAAACUCAGAUUCUCAAAUGAUGCUGCAUUAUGCUAACAAAAUGUCACGGAUGUUCAGGGACGCUGAAUGGAAGUAUUCAAACAUUAGAGGAUGGACACUGUGCACUUUGGUAAUUGAGCUGACGUCACAACCACGAUGUACUCUAGACGAACAUGCCGGGGCACGAGGGUUUGCUUCGCCAUUUUCCGCCAAUCGAAAUGCAGCGUAACAGAACUAUUCUUCAGCUGCAGUCCUUCUCAAGGUCAGAUGUUGUAAUAUACUGACAUGGUACCAGUGGAUUAAGUCUCCCUUUUUGAGCUGUACUAGAUCACAAUUAUGUUCAUCGUCCUGGCAAUCCUCUGCUCAUGUCAUACAUAGAUUAAUUUAUGAACUUGAUUAACUGUAUUACAUGGUAUGUAGAUGUCAUGUUCGGGUAUCCUUUAAUUAAAUAUUCAGUACACUGAGUUUUAAAGGAAAGAUAUAAGACAUUAAUUGGAGAGAUUAAAGUAAUAUACAAAGGAAAUUCAAAGAAAAAAAAGAUUAAAAGGAGAUUAUUUUUCAUAGUUUCAAAGCCUGUUACUUGAAUUACCUCAUUAUCUCUCCUGCUUGGUUAUUUCUGUGGUGUCGCUCAUCCCUCUCUGUCUCUUAUUCUACUGAGCUGUGUUCAUAGCGGGGUUGAUGCAGGGGCUGGGGGCAGGUGCUCCUUCUCCAUGAUCGUGGCCUCCACGUGCUCGCUGGGGCGUGCUGCCAAGUUCCGCCCUGCUCGCUGAACUUCCCUCAGGAGGAGUUUUUCUUGCCCUCUGUCUCCCUGCUGCCUCUUCACUGCUCGCACAAAAGCAAAAGCCCCUUCUGUUGCGUUUGUAAUUUGCAUUUUCAUCCAGUCUAAUCCUUCUCUUAAUUCUCAGAGAUCUUGAUUUUUACUUGACAAGCCAUCAAACUUACACUCCUCGUCUGAUUGAACUGUUUUAUGGCUUUGAAAUAGAUUGAAUAUCCUGAUUGGCUGGUAAGAGAAAAUGUAAGGUUAACGAGAUAAAGAAUAAACCUGAGCAAAGUGAAAAGAAGCGGCAUCUUUUUAUGUGAAAAAGAGAACAGUGGCAUUCAGCUACAUGCGUACAAUGUGAGGAGAGUUACGUUUGGAGAAAAAUAAUACGAGACAGAUGCAUUUCUGUCAAGCAAAAAUUCAUCUUCACUUUAAGACAAGAGCCAAACGUGGCACUUUGAUAAGUAAAAAAAUAAAUAAAUUGUUGUAUUUUUGUAUGCUGUAAUGUGCGGUCCCUGUCUGUUUCUAUUCGAGUGAGUCCAGUUCUACUACGGUACCUUUGACAUGGUGUUUGUUAUGAACUUUGAGUAGCAUUAUUUUUCUUGUGCCUAUUUUAUGAUGUUGACGAUGUUUGAUAGUAGGUGUUUGUAAAACUCAUAUUGUGGUCCCUGCUGCUGGGUGUGUGUUCUUUGUUGAUGGUGAUUUCACAUUUAUGAGUGUGAGCUGAUAGGGAUAAACUCAUGCCAGGAACCAUAGGCCUACAAAAGUCCAGCACCACAGAACCACAACAUCUCACAAUAGACGAGAUCUUUCUGUGUCCUAGUGUUGUGUUCACCAUGUUCAGACUGUGAGAUCCGAUUCGCCUACACAGUUGUAUGCAGGUCCUUGUGUGCGUGCACUGUGAGUCAAAAGAGUUAUUGUGGUAAAGUUUUUCAGUGUUUAAAUGCACUACUUAUGGGGGGGGGGGAACACGUCCACAGAAAGGCUUUGAUGCAUCUUUCACCCUCGGAGGCAAACCUAUUGGUUUUGAUUGACCAUUAAAAGUAUUACUUGUGUCUGAAGACUGCUGAGGUUGAGCAGCUAGGAACUGCAGCUGUGAGACUGACCAUGCUCUGGGACAGGUAGGGACCCCCCUGCUCCCAUUAGCGCACGAGCACAUUGCAGAUGUACGGUGACGUCUGGCAAAACCAUCCACGCCAUGUUUACACUGCACAUUGUGAGAUUAUUUUUUGUGUCCUUAUGCUAAUUAUCUCCUUCAGACCAUUACUGUCAGAUGACACUGUGCAAGGAUGGGUCUGUCGUACCACAAUCGUUGUAGCAUUCUGGACAGCCAGAAGUACCUGAGGGCCUCCGUGUGUCCAUGACUUUUAUUUUGCUUCAUCUAGGAAGUAGCCAAUUCCUCAGUGCUCCUUCUGUGCCAUUGUGAUACAAUUUAAGAACUCAAGCACUGAGCAUUCACAUGGGACCAAAUGGGUUUCUUUUUUUUAGUCCAUUUUUCAAUCCAUUUUCUUUUUUCCCUUUUCCCCCUUUUUGUGAAGGCACAGCAUCCUCAUUGGGAGCAGUUUUACACGUGUCGUCUUUUAUUUUAUUGUACUGUCUACCUCAGCACCAGAACUUUACGCAGACCCUGGAAGGUGCCCGAUUUCAGUUGACUUUUGUUUGUUGUUUUCUCUUUUGUGCAUAUAUGUGUUUUGUAUGUUAGCAUUCAGAGGUUCUUAGUUGUACAUUUUUUUUUUUUAAUUUUCAGCAUAAAUUUGAUAUGCUGUUCUGUUGCACUGUGUGGUGACGCUGAUGCUACCAAUUGAGGUUUUUUUUCCUUUCUUCUCCUCUGUGUGGGCUCAAACACGGCUGUGUGUAGCUCGUAGUGUUCUCUGUAGUGUCAAAAAAAAACCCCACAAAAAACCCAAUAAAGAUUUAAAAGAGAA